UGCCAUAGCUUUCCACAUUGCGCAUGCGCUGUAGCGGACAUAUUUCGGCUCCCAGAACUUUUCAAAGCACAAUUUUACAUUUUUCCUUCCAGAAAAGCAUUAUAGAAUCUCCUAUCCUGGUGAAACUUUUCAAAACUAUAUUUUAGCUAGUUUUCUUCAAUUUUGGGUUGUUGAAAGCGUUGUAGCGGCCAGGAAAAUUGGUUUUACCGGUUUUUGAAACUCGCCCCCCUCCCCCUCGCUACCUUGGCGACGUUUACAGAAGUGUAGUUCCAUAGUCGGGUCUAUGGCGGAUGACUCGGACUCGGACCAGGGAACCAGGAUUCACGUCAACCAACAUUACGACGAGUCGCUAGAAGUCGCCGACGCAGAGGAGGUUGCGAGUCAGUACGGUGUGACGCCGAGUCCCCGCGUGCCGCCGGGACCAGCAGGCCGACCCCACCGCCCCGGGCCAGGGGAGAGCGCCACGCCUACACGCAGCUCCACAGUUUCUGAUCCAGAAGCAGCGAUGUCAGACAGUGACGAGUUUGAGACUGGGGAAACCCCACGUAACCCUCGUGACCUGGGAGGUCAGGGGGCAGCACAACAACAACAACAACAACAACAGAGGACAGACUCAGAUGAUGAUGAUGAUGAUGAUUCGGACACCUCUAACGGUGAUGACGAUGAUGAUGAUGAUGAGCAUGCCCAGGUGGAGGGUGCGUACGAUCCCGCUGACUACGAUCAUUUAGCCGUUACACCAGAGAUCAAGGACCUGUUCCAGUAUAUCACAAGGUACACCCCGCAGUCUAUUGAACUCGAGCACAAGCUCAAGCCGUUCAUUCCUGACUUCAUCCCUGCGGUGGGUGACAUUGAUGCGUUUGUGAAGGUGGGGAGGCCUGACAGCAAGCCCAGUCCCCUUGGACUGACAGUACUUGACGAGCCGUGCGCUAAACAGUCUGAUCCCACCGUACUGGACUUACAACUCAGGGCAAUCUCUAAACAGACCACCACCAAAGCUAUGCAGGUGAGCAGUGUAGCCCAGGCUGACAAAAACCCCAAGGCGAUCGAGAACUGGAUAGACAGUAUCAGCGAGCUACACCGCUCUAAACCUCCACCCAACGUCCACUACACCAAGAACAUGCCGGACAUAGAACAACUCAUGCAGGAGUGGCCACCAGAGUUCGAGGACCUUCUGAAUAGGGUUGGCCUGCCGACAGCUGACCUUGACUGUGACCUUCCCACGUACAUAGACCUGAUCUGUUCCAUCCUGGACAUCCCAGUCUACAAGAACAGACUGCAGUCUCUACAUGUCCUCUUCACGCUCUACUCAGAGUUUAAGAACUCCCAACACUUCAAGGUGCUGGCUGAGCAGAACAACAUGGAGAACGUACCCCCCCAGGCCCCCCUCGAAGGGCAGGGGGGUGCAGAUCGCUGGGCACCAGGGGGGGAACAAUAACGAGGGGAACCAUAUAUUAGGACCAACUAAUUUUUAUUCGUCUUUUUUUUUUUCAAACUUCUCGUUGGAAGUGUCAGAAUACGUCAGAUAUUUUGGUCCUUCAAUGAUUGAACUACUGAUAGAAUGCUUAACUAUUUUUUUAGUUAGUAAAAAAAGGCAGUUGUGAAUGGCUUGUACUGGAUACUAAACUAAGCUAUCUCAUAGUUUUGUGUUUGCAUGUGCAGUAAGGUACAUGUAGAUUUUGGUCUAUUAGGUCAAUAGUUAAAGUUCCAAACUUUACAUCUGAGGGACAUUGACCUCUGACCUUACCCACAAUGCAAUGUGCCGAUGGAACCAUGAGAUACUAGUACAUGUAGCUUAUUCCUUUAGAUGGCUAUAGAAGUUGUCACUGAAAACUGAGACUUUGUAACAGUUCUAAAUACAUAGUGCACUCGUAGAAUGCCAAUAUUGUUGCACAUGUACAUGUAUAUAUAUAAAUAAAUGUAGAAGGC
Branchiostoma belcheri (Belcher's lancelet) is the source of this 1926-nucleotide messenger RNA. RefSeq names its product intraflagellar transport protein 46 homolog. Lineage: Eukaryota; Metazoa; Chordata; Leptocardii; Amphioxiformes; Branchiostomatidae. Gene Ontology annotation, cellular component: centrosome; motile cilium; intraciliary transport particle B. The coding region runs from base 284 to 1435 and encodes 383 amino acids. The transcript is spliced from 7 exons. Gene Ontology annotation, biological process: intraciliary transport; cilium assembly. The record is from RefSeq and is a predicted model, not a curated record.